Gracilinanus agilis (Agile Gracile Mouse Opossum) is the source of this 1249-nucleotide messenger RNA. It is a transcript of the gene HSD17B2, whose product is annotated as hydroxysteroid 17-beta dehydrogenase 2. The coding region runs from base 1 to 1152 and encodes 383 amino acids. Gene Ontology annotation, molecular function: oxidoreductase activity. The transcript has 5 exons. Lineage: Eukaryota; Metazoa; Chordata; Mammalia; Didelphimorphia; Didelphidae. The record is from RefSeq and is a predicted model, not a curated record.
AUGAAUCCUUUCUCUUGGGAAAGCAGGCUGCUCCCUUUGGGUGUUACUGUGGUGUUAGGAGCAAUAGCUCUGUACAAAUUUAAGAAGAGUCAGAGCAGAACUGGGAGCUCUCCAGUGGUGCUCUGUCACUCAGUUCUGCUCUGCCUUUGGGGAGUCUAUUGCUUUUCCAGUUUGUCGAUCUUCUGGGGUUGGACUCUGUUCUCCCUGGCAUGUUGCAUCUCUUUGUCUUAUUCAACCAGUCAAGAAAUGCUACCUUUGGACAAGAGAGCUGUGCUGAUCACGGGUGGAGAUUCUGGAAUUGGCCAUGCCCUGUCAAAGUACCUAGAUGAGUUGGGAUUCACUGUAUUUGUUGGUGUUCUGAAUGAGAAAGGACCUGGAGCAGAAGCAUUGAAGAAAACCUGCUCCAAGAGAACGUCAGUUUUCCAAAUGGAUAUAACCAAACCAGCCCAGAUCAGAGAAGUUCAAGCUCAAGUUGCAGAAAAAGUGCAACAAACAGGAUUAUGGGCUAUUGUGAACAAUGCUGGGAUCUUAGGCACUGUGGGAGAUGGUGAGCUCCUUCCUAUGAAUAUCUACAGACAGUGCAUGGAUGUGAAUUUCUUUGGAGCUGUGGAGGUGACCAAGGCCUUUAUACCCCUCCUCCGGAAAUCAAAGGGAAGAGUUGUCAAUGUGAGUAGUCUUGCAGGAUACAUUCCCAUGAAGUUUUUAUCUGCAUAUUGUGCAUCCAAGGCAGCUCUGACCAUGUUUUCUACAGUUAUGAGAAUGGAACUUGAAAAAUGGGGCAUCAAAGUGGUAAUAAUUCAUCCUGCAGGCUUCAAAACAAACAUAUCAGGCACAAGGGAAUCAUGGGAGAAGCAAGAGAAGUACAUCCUGGAAAAUAUGUCCCCUGAUGUACUAGAAGCUUAUGGCCAAGACUAUAUCCGCUCUUCAACUUGGCCUUUCCUCCAGAGCACGGAAAAGUGCACCACGGACUUCUCCCCCAUACUCACAGACAUACUGAAUGGCAUCCUGUGCAAGAACCCAUCUGUCUUGUACACAACAGGGAUGUUUUCUUACCUGUAUCAUUGCUUAAUUUUCUAUUUUCCUGUUUCAGUUUUUGAUUAUGCUUCCAAGAAAAUUUUCCCAACCAAAACUCUGCCCAAAGCUUUAACAUGACUCAUAAAAGCUGACCUUUGUUAAGGUUACAAGACACAUUUAGAAACUCUUAUGGAAAUAAACCUUUUAGCUUCCCAUUAAAGUGACUUCUGUACUA